AUGCCUUCGCUGGACAGGCUGCCAAACGAGGUCCUCUGUAAUAUCGCCGGCUUCUUGGUCAAGAAAUAUGAUAUAGCUAGCUUAUCACGAGCCAACCGACACUGCUACGAUAUCGCCAGCCCGAUUCUCUGGAAACGCGAAGCUCGAUCGGAUAGACCGGGUGCCAUACAUUGGGCUGUCGAAAAGGGAGACGUCAAUAUCUUGCGCCGCGCUCUUGAAGCUGGCGUCGACGCCUCACGGGUGGCCUUCACCCACCGACCCAAACCGCGCAUCGCCGCUAAGCAUAAGUGGUACAACUAUCAUUCGAAUUACUACGACGACCCUGUUUGGAGGGAUCAGGACGAUGACCACUCAGUUGACUUGGACGCAUCAUAUGUCACACACGACAUGUGCGAUUGCUUCGAAACCGGUUGCGACGACGGCAUAUUCAGCGAUUGCAGAUGGGAGCCCAUACAUGUUGCCGCGAGUAAGGGACGGAUCGAUAUGAUCGAGAUUCUCCUCGAUGCGGGUGCUCCUAUUGAUGCCCCUUCGUGGGGCGUGUGCUUGUGUCGUCCACAUCUGCCCAUGGAAGCCUUCACCGAGUCUCCAGCUGUUGAUGAAGGAGAGCUCGAGGAUUUACAUGGGGGGAACUGGACACCCUUACAUGUCGCCAUAUGCCAUAAUCAAAUCGAAACGGCAAAGUUUCUGUUGAAACGUGGAGCGUCGCCGGUCAUUUAUCAGGGAAUAGACUUUGAGCUGGAACCGCUCGCAUGGCGACAGGAUGACACCCCGGUGGACUCGAGCAGAUUCAAACUCACCGCACUACACCACGCUGCGAAAUGGAACAUGAUGGAUCUCAUCGAGUUUCUCAUUGACGAAAAAUACCAAGAAGACAUCGAUGUCGAAGGACCGUUUAUGGGAACACCACUAUUUCAAGCAACAUGGCAUGGACACUGGGACACCGUAGUCCCAUAUCUCCUUGAACAUGGUGCCGAUAUAGAUAAGAGACUCAUUGAAACGGGGUUGACACCCCUCAUGAUGGCAUGUUUCUCACGUCGCUUCGAUGACGCCGCAAGACUCGUUGAUUUGGGUUCAAAUGUCACGACAUUAUCUGUACAUCAAUUCAGUAUUCUUCACCUGAUUCUCGGACCUCGUCACCUCCGGCCAGAAGACUUUUUCGACCCCCUCGGACCUCCUCCGAAGCAACCUAGCAAGGUCUCCGAGGCCGAACUCAUUCAGAAAUUCAUCACUAAGGGUUUCGAUGUCGACGCACGUGAAACUCUUCUUGGAAUGACGCCGUUGAUGGUGGCGAGCGCGAGCUGCAACACAGAUGCAAUGCAGGCACUGCUCGAAGGCGGUGCCAAUGUCAACGCGGUGGACAAUGAAGGUCUGUCUGCGCUUGCGAGGGUCGGUGAAACUGCCGAAGGCUCUGCUAUUCUGGGUUUGUACGAUUCUGCCAAACUGCUGCUUGAUGCAGGAGCAACAUUGGAAGAUUCGAGAGACGAGAUCACUCCACUCAACAUUAUCUGCACACGGCAAUGUGAACCCUACUUCAACCGUGAAUGGGAUAAUCAGCACGCGACUCUAGCCAAGCUUCUCAUUGAGCAUGGUGCUGACCCAAACGAAAAGGGUGUUGCUACCAGCCGUCCAUUCACAGAGGCCAUCAUUCAUGGGAACUUGAACAUCGCUAGAGCGAUCAUUGAGAACGGGGGGCGGCCAGAAAAGGGCGAUCUGGAAAGACUUCUCUCGAUAUUCGUUCACGAACCGUAUGAUGAUGGAAAGACGGAUUUCAUUUUGCACAUCGAUUACGCCAAGUACGGCAUCUCAGGUCCCUCUGAGGGCUUCUUGGUGGAUCUUUUAAAAACAGCUCUGAACAAGCAGCUCUGGACACGAGCCGCCGACCUGAUGAGGUCGGUCCCAACCCCGAGCGUGUUCCGUAAGGGGUUAAUCUACCGGUGCUUGGAGAAGCCUUCUCCGAUUGCUGACGAGCCAUCAAGCCUGAUUCAAGUGCUUCUUGAUCGCGGCCAGGACCCGAAUGAGCUGUUCGAGGGCGAGCCACCGUUGUAUUAUAGUUUCAGAUCCGGGUCUUGUUGGCGGACAACACCUGUUCUUGUAAAUGGGGGCGCCGACAUCCAUAUGCCUACAAAGGCCAUGCCUGAUGGUGCUUUCAUGUAUACCAUAACUCAUGACUAUCAGCCACAGACAUGUCAACUUCUCGCCAAACAUCCGCACGCGUUGCGCGACAAACCAGAGAGGCUACAUCGAGAAUGUUGGUCAUCUCUCAUACGCUGGGAGCCCCAUCCAAGCAGGGUUCUAGUCGGAAGAUCAGAUGAUCGUUUACCAACACUCAACUGGGCAUUUACCAGCCGGCUGCUUUCAGCUGGUCUCCGAACUGAUGUCGCAACGCUUGAUGAUGAAGAUGUCAAAGAACUCGUGAAGCAAGCGAUUCCGAAAACCGAGGUCCUAAAGGUCGAGGGGCGAAAGGUCCUGGAGGCCUUCGACAUAGCCUAUGUGGAACCCUCGGAGAUGGAGAUGCUCACUGCUAACAUUGGAAUCAAGGAUGAUGGCGAGGACGAGGAAGGGGAAGACUUUGAAUUUGGCUCUGUCAGUGAUGAGAUUGACGAUCAUUCAGAUUACUAUGACGUCGAUAGCGAUGGAGUUCCAUUUGAGCUCUUCCCUCCCUACAUAGGCGGAGGGGAUGGGGAUGAAGACGAAGAAGAUGAAAAUGAUGAAGGGGAGCAAGAUGGGGAAGACGAAUGGGGUGAGGGAAACUCGAGUGAUUUUGAUGACUAUGAUGAUGGAGCUCCCAUACCGAUACCAGCCCCUCUGUUGUUUGGGUUUCUGAUGUAA
Messenger RNA from Fusarium subglutinans, 2829 nucleotides. RefSeq lists its product as uncharacterized. Gene Ontology annotation, molecular function: protein binding; transcription cis-regulatory region binding. Bases 1 to 2829 code for a protein of 942 amino acids. Gene Ontology annotation, cellular component: nucleus. NCBI's taxonomy places the organism in Eukaryota, Fungi, Ascomycota, Sordariomycetes, Hypocreales, Nectriaceae. The transcript has a single exon. Gene Ontology annotation, biological process: positive regulation of transcription by RNA polymerase II. The record is from RefSeq and is a predicted model, not a curated record.